Cuscuta epithymum is the source of this 1006-nucleotide messenger RNA. The record is from the annotation of a GenBank genome assembly. Lineage: Eukaryota; Viridiplantae; Streptophyta; Magnoliopsida; Solanales; Convolvulaceae.
UAAGAAAUUACAGUACAAAAAGAUAACUAACAAAAGAAAAUAACUAGGCCCAAGGUUUCUACCUUUACCCUUCGUUUCUGUAAUUUCAAUUCCAUUUUAGGCUUUUAAACUUUAGCUUCUUGAUAUUCAGUUCUUGAAGUUGGAGGCUUUGGUGUUCUUGAAGUACCGAAAAAGCUGAGCUCCCCCUAAAGUUGUUUCUAACUGCCUGUUGGGCCCAAUUUUUUCUAGACCCAAUUUGGUUAUUGACUUAUCAGUCUCAUCUGGUCUUCGCCCAAUUUCCUACUGGAGUCUUUGGAGCACAGUCAAAUCCUUCACAGAGAUCGUAGAGAGAGAGAGAGAGAGUAUUUUCAUAGAAAUGGCGAAAUCGUCAACCAGUAAGGAUGUUCAAGCACUAUUCCAAUCUCUGCAUUCUGCUUAUGCCGCCACACCAACUAACCUCAAGAUCAUUGAUCUCUAUAUCAUGUUUGCUCUCUUCACCGCUCUCAUUCAGGUCAUAUAUAUGGCCAUUGUUGGAACAUUUCCAUUCAAUUCCUUUCUCUCAGGUGUACUUUCUUGUAUAGGGACAGCAGUCCUAGCUGUUUGUCUUAGAAUCCAAGUAAACAAAGACAACAAGGAGUUCAAGCAGUCAGUCCAUGCAAUUUUGGACUCGAUUUUCACCAUGGGUCAUCCGGAAACAGUCUCUUUGUGGGAGCCUUUGCGGCACUGGGGAUCUACCUCCUGAAAGAGCUUAUGCAGAUUUUGUUCUCUGCAAUCUAGUGCUCCAUUUGGUGAUCAUGAACUUCCUUGGAUAAUUAACAUCUGCCUUAUAAAAUUUUCUAAAUGCUGCUUUCUGUAUGUCAUUAGACAGUUGAAGCAUUAACAUGGACAUGUGGGGACUCUUAACAUUAUUACUCUCGUUUACAUUCACCUUAUGGACCAGUAUUUGUGACGUUUCUUUGUAGCAAAUUUCAAUGCACAUCAAGUUAAAAGUAAACAUAGACGAAUACAUCACUAUACUUCAUAAAUA